Messenger RNA from Daktulosphaira vitifoliae (grape phylloxera), 3469 nucleotides. Its product is annotated as facilitated trehalose transporter Tret1-like. Gene Ontology annotation, biological process: transmembrane transport. Gene Ontology annotation, cellular component: membrane. The record is from RefSeq and is a predicted model, not a curated record. Bases 196 to 1713 code for a protein of 505 amino acids. The transcript has 4 exons. Gene Ontology annotation, molecular function: transmembrane transporter activity. Lineage: Eukaryota; Metazoa; Arthropoda; Insecta; Hemiptera; Phylloxeridae.
UUUUACUAGUGUAGACAUUUGGAUGGUUCAUAUAACGCGCAUUUCUAUCAUUCAAUAAAUAUUAGUACAGAUACGACAUUUUAUUAUUUCUAAAUUAAUAGUGAUGUGAGUGAAAUUGCCGAAAGAUUACGAGAUCAAGUUAUAAAAUUUGUUUUAAAUCAUAACGGUUGGAUUAAAUUUUUCUCUACUAGCAAAAUGUUAUUUGCUAAAAGGCAACCGUCGCUGGUCACGGAAGUGAUCCUUUCACGGUGGGUGGGUCGUGAAAGGUCUAUCCGCAAGUCGCAAGAAAUCGCACACAAGCCACCAGUAUCCAGCAACAGCAUAGUUAUCUUCAUAAAAGUGUUCAUUACCAGCACUAUAAUGGCGUACCAACAAAUUAUUAUUGGCGGUUCUAUUGGAUUAACGUCAAUACUCAUAGCUCAAUUCCGGGAACCCGAUUCUCAUAUAAAAGCCGACAGUGAUCAAGCCUCGUGGAUUGCUAGUCUGACCAUGUUGCCUUGUCCCAUCGGUUCUUUGAUUUGUGGAUAUUUAACAGACAGAAUAGGCCGAAAAGGUGCGUUGCAAGUUGCUUUUGUACCGACGGUUAUUAGCAUGUUUCUCCUUUGCUACGCCAAAUCGAUGCCAGUUGUGUACUGUGCCAGAAUGCUUUCAGGAAUAUCAUUCGGUACUGGAGGUCCGAUAUUCGCUUAUAUAGCUGAAACUAGUCCGACCAAGUGGCGUCCUUUUUUCUUCAUGUUGUUUAACUUCUACGUCGGUCUGGGAAUGACCAUGGCAGCCGCACUAGGUAUUUUUUUCCAUUGGACGACUAUAUCUUUUAUUUACGGCGUAUUGAGCAUUAUUGGCUUCCUCAUGCCAUUUGCUAUACCAGAAACGCCCGCAUACCUAAGAUUCCGUGGUUUGGAAGAAGAGGCUAAGGUAUCCGAAGAAUGGUUUGGAUUUAAGUUACCAGCUAAAGAGCCGAUUGUCACUCCCAAUGAAAAUUCGCAACACGAAAUCAUACCCGAUUCGUUUUGGAAACAAUUGAAACUUCCAAUUGUAUGGAAACCAGCAGUGAUUGUGUUACUAUUUUUUAUUUGCCAACAAGGUUCUGGAUUCUAUCCCGUUAUGUUUUAUUCAGUAGACGUACUUCAUGAUUGCAUGGUGACUGUUGACCCCACAAAGGCCGGUAUGCUCUUGGCUGGUUCGCGAACAUUUGCCAGUGUGUUUAACUUAGUACUUCAGGCCGUGCCCAAGAAAACUUUAACGGUCGCUUCGGGCACAGGAAUGUUCUUGAUGUUAGUUGGAAUACUCACAUACCUACACAUAUUUACUGGUGUAGUAGAUCCGCCUUACUCGGAUAUAGUACUGUAUGCGUUUAUGAUAUUCGUGUUCUUUUCCAUGUUUGCUAUACUACCGUUACCUUGGAGUAUCUGCAGUGAGAUCUUUCCUAUAUCGGUAAAAGGCACCAUGACCGGAAUACUUUACUCGGUCGGAUACGAACUCAUGUUCCUAGGUAUCAAAAUAUACCCUACUAUGGUGCAUUCACUAGGUGCUAAAACGGUUUGGACAAUUUAUGGCAGUUUUUGUUUUAGCACAAUCUUGUUUGGAGCAUUUAUCAUGCCGGAAACAACUGGAAAAACACUCGAUGAAAUACAAGAAAACUUCGAUCGGCACCCAAAAAAGAAACAAAACAAAACUGUGUCAGAAGAGCCAAAAAAUGAUUUCUAUUUGUAAAAUCUGUGAAAUGUUGACAUUUUCUAAAGACGGCCACAAUUCAAAUCUAGUCUACAAACUAAUACAAGACUCGAUUAAUUUUAAAGUCGUACAUACAAAAACAUUAAGCCACAAUUAGUUCUAAUACUUUAUAUUUAGAAUAUAAUAUAGAGAUUAUAUUCGGUUUAUUUAUGUCGAAAUCAAAAUUAAAAGAUGAUUCACUAAAAGUACACAAUUAGGUCUUGACUUGGAAAAUGUGAUGCAUAUUAGAUAAUUUUAAGAAGUUUCUCACGUUACAACUUGAGUAUCUAUUAUACGAAUAAACUACUUAUAUGUAGUAGAUUUCAGCAAAUAAAAGAGAAUAUUGUCAAUAAUUUGUAUGCGGUGUGUUUGUAUGAUGACAACUAAAACUUUAAUUGUUUAUAAAUUUAACAUAUCCUAGCCAAACGACAAAUAAAAUGGUUUUGUCAAUUAAGAUUCAAUACAAUUUUUCUUACUUGUACAUAUAAUGUAGAUAUAUUUUUAUAUUUUUAUCAGUUUUCGUUAAUAAUUGUUGAAAUACUUUAGGAGCUUAAAAUUGUAAAUAAGUUACUAACAUUUCGAUAAAUGUCUAAAUAUAGUGUUGUUAUAAUGUAAGUAGUUUAUCAUAUAGAAUCACUAAAUAUAAUAUAUCAAUAUACUAUAGAAGUAAUAAUAAUAAUAUGUUAUUAUCAUUCAGUUUAUUUUCAUUAAACGGCUUAUAAACGGCGUUUUGGCUAGGCAAUUUUGUUACUUGCCUGUAAUUUUUAUAAAAAUUUUAUAUUUUUACCAUUUAAGGCGCUAAUCCUAAAUUAGCUAAAUAUAUUACUUAGAGUAAUCAAAUUUAUACUUGACAACUGAAUUUGGCUCAACGGGAUUUGAUAGAAAAUUGUUGACUGGGAAUUUUUUAACUUCAUUUGCAAUAAAGCAUUUUUAGUCUUUGAACGACAAAUUAAAUAUUAAAAAUACAAAAACAAUGGGAAGCCCUAGAAAUGUAAAAACAUUGAGAGAUCAUAGAAAUUAAAAAAAAUUAAGAAGCCAAAGAAAUGCAAAAAAUAUUAAGAAGCCAUAGGAAUGCAAAAAAAAUUUAAAAGCAAUAGAAAUUCAAAAAACCAUAGAAAUACGAAAAAAAUAAAUAAAGAAAUUAUAAUUUUUUUUUUUAAAUAUAUUCUAUAUAAGAAAAAUUCGGCGAAGAAAAAGUAAAUUGUGGAAAGAUUGUAUGGCAAGUGGAACUCGGGUGCAAUAUGAUUGAAAAUGUGUUAAAGCUUAAGUAUUCAAUGAAUUCUUUUAUUUUGAAAUUUCAUAAACUGAUAAAUUGUUUAUAGCUCCAGUAAAAAUACAAAAAUUGAAAAUAGUGAUAGUUCGUAACAGGUAAUUGCAUAAGUAACACGCUGUUAUAUAAGUAAUUUUUCUUUAUUUGUAUAUUUUGCACAGUACUUAUAAUAAUUUAUUUCAUAUUUUAUUUAAUUUAGUAUAGUAAAAGUAUUUUAAAAUUAAAUUAUUGAAUGUCAGCAAAAAUAUACCCGAAAAUUGUUUCAGAGAGAAAAUUUUUAAUGUGUUAAUUUUUUAUCAUUUUAAGAAUUAUUAGCUUUGAGAGUUUCCUGUCCGCUUCUUCUCAGUCACCACUCCUUUCUUAUAUAUCGACAUACCUCUAGAUUAUAUUCUACAUUCUAUUUAAAAGCUUAUGGUUAUAAUUUUUUAUAAAUAGAAUAUUACGUGAAUAUAAUAAUAUUGUAACUAUCUAUUUUUCCAGUAUUUU